Messenger RNA from Notodromas monacha, 2537 nucleotides. The record is from the annotation of a GenBank genome assembly. NCBI's taxonomy places the organism in Eukaryota, Metazoa, Arthropoda, Ostracoda, Podocopida, Cyprididae.
AUGAUGCUCUUCGGGGUGAUCCUCAUGUAUUUAAUAUCUCCCUUCGUCAUCCUCGCAUUCGCACCCAUUUACCUCGCCUUCUUCAUUUGGCGAACAUUCGUGAAAAUCAGCCUCUGGGCCAAGUUCGGGUCUGGAGCCUCACUCAUGCGAUCCGUGGACUCGGCCCCAGUCCACUGGCCACUACGCUGCCCCGAGGCCCUCUCGUGCAUCUUGAUCGAAGUUGCGGGAAACGUGGAGAUUUCUGCCCUGAGGCAGCGAAUCCGCAACAAUCUGCUCGACGUGAAAGACCCAGCGUCUGGGCAAUUCAAGCACCGACGUCUGCGUCAGGCCGUGUGUCGCUACAGAGGCUACUUCAUCUGGAAAGACGUCCAGGACUUCCGACUGGAGAACCACGUGGAUUUCCUGCGCCAACGAGACACCGGGGAAAUAGUGUCUUUCAAAGACGAAGCCGACAGAGCUCGAAUCGUCAACGUCAUCAUCAACGACUCUGACGACGUUUUCGAAUUUGGUCGACCUUGCUGGAAGUUCCUGGUGGUGCCACGAGUGGAUGCCAAGUCGACACUGAUUGUGCUCAUGUCGAAUCAUUGCAUGUGGGACGCCGGGGCCACUGGGAUGGUUCUUGUGCCAGCACUUUGCGACGGCGUCGUGGAGAAUCCGUUUAUGCACAUGAAGUCUGUGCCGGGCUGGGCCAGGGCCUGGCUCUACUUCAAGGGCUUGUUCGGGUUGCCGUUGUUCCUGGUGUCCCAGGCGUGUGGACCCGCAGACAGGAACCCGAUCAAGGCCAGAGCCCAGAGAAGUGCCAUGAUGAUGCCCAAAAAUGGGCAAAAGAGUCCGGGGAAAUUCUCCUACUGGGAAGGAUCAGUGCCAAUAGCUACAGUCAAGGAAAUCAAGAACUCAACAGGGCACAAGUUCAAUGAUGUGGUUCUCACUGCUGUUGCAAGAGCUCUGCGCAAGUAUUUCAUCAGCCUGAAUCCAGGAAAGGUGUACCUCUGGUCAGCCAUGUUACUCUACAACCAGCUUUCCUUCAAUGUUCUUCCAGUCUGGAUGGUUGAGCGGUUGCUGAAGCGAUUGGCAGGAAAGCCCACAAUGGCAAUAACGUUAUUCCGUGGCUCAGGGCAAAUUUUGAAGAUGUUUGGUCAUGUUAUUGACAAUUUCCAUGGAGUUCUGAGCAUCCCACAGACCACCCCCUUGGGAGUUCUGGUGCAGAGCAAUGCUGGGGAGUUGGCCAUCAAUGUUACAGGAUUGAAGACUGCUUUCCCUACCCUGGAAGACUUGAAGGUGGUGCAUAGGUUCAUUAGUGAAGAGAUAGAGGUUCUGGCACAGGAAGUGCGACAGCUCAAGGAAGAAUCUGGGAAUGGUGUGGAUUUGAAGCUUCUCAACCCUGGUUCUGUUGUCUAGGAUGUGCAUGGAUCUGAGAGAGAUAUUCAGAUGCAUUCUCACAAAGCAGGAGGAAUUUUCAAAUGCUUUCUAUCCCUGUUGCUGCUCAUUGAAAGCAGCAGAAGUAAUCUAAACCAGUGUUCCUCAACCUGUUUGAACCUGCAGACUGGUAAAUUCCCAUAACAAUUUUUCCUGACUGGCAAAAUCAGCAUAAAUUGUCUGCAGAAUGGCCAAGUUUCAUAACAUUUUUGCAUACUUGACAAAAUUUUGCUUCAAAGACUUUAUAGCAGGUAUUAAAAAGUUUCUACAUUUUUGCAAAAAUUAAGAACCUGUGAAGCAGCUUAGUGGCUUUUAUUCAAAUAAUCAGAAAGGUUGGCUCGGUGAGAGGUUUCUCAGAACAGAUAAAAUUUAAAGUAAUUUACUUCAGCAGAGUUGAAAAUUUAUCAGAAGAUUUUUUCAAAGAAAGGAAAAUUUUUCUUUUUUUCAUCCUAUAAUUUCAACUGUCAUUGUCUUUCCAAAAUUUCAGAUAAAGAUAAUUAACUGUAUGGCUAUUUUUGAUAAUUUUAUCAUGCUUCAGAAAUUUUUCCUGGGACUGGCAAAAAAAUUCUGUGGAAUAGCACUGGUGAGUGGGCCACAGGUUGGAGAACACUGAUCUAUACAAUGUAAAAUAGAGGGUUUUGGACGGAUGAGAGAAUUCUGCCUCUAAGCUUUAUAGCUGUGGUUUUUUGUGCUUUUUUGUGGGUUGACUCUGAUAUUUUUUGCAUCAUUGUUCCCUGAUGUAAUAAGUUAAAGUGUGUACUGUUCUUUAUAUGGUCAUCAACCAUGUAAAACUGACUGUAUCCGGUGCAUUUUAUGCCAAAAAUGCUUAAAAUAAAUUCCAAUCUCAAAAUUGUAUUAACUGCGGGCAUUUUGAGAAUUCCUGUGGAAUGAGACUAGAAUUUGUGAGUGUUUGAAAUCUUGUACCUUGUCAAAGCUCAAAGUGACUGGAUCCCUGUACCUCAUCAUUGAAUAUGGAUGUUGUGAAGGAUCUUGUUGAUGGAUCCUCUUUCAAAAUCUGAUAAUUUCCUGAGAUGGAAGGAAUUGGAGCUAUGAUUUGUCUUGUUCUCAAUUUUUCUGCUGAAGAUAAACAAAUGAAUUGUUUUCCAAUGACUUCAGGGCAA